GGUCUCCAUGGAGACGGCUUCGCCUAGCAACCCAGCGGGCGUUGAGCAGAGCCGCUGGCCUGAUGGACGCCGAGGGCCUCCUGCUGUCGCUGGAGCUGGCGUCGGGCAGUGGGCAAGGCCUCGGCCCGGACCGUCGGGCCUCUCUGCUCACUUCCCUUAUGCUGGUUAAGCGCGACUACCGCUAUGAUCGGGUCCUGUUCUGGGGCCGCAUCCUCGGCCUCGUCUCCGAUUACUACAUCGCACAGGGGCUGAGCGAGGAUCAGCUGGCACCGCGCAAGACACUCUACAGCCUGAACUGCACGGAGUGGAGCCUCUUGCCGCCUGCCACAGAGGAGAUGGUGGCGCAGACGUCUGUGGUGAAAGGCCGCUUCAUGGGAGACCCCUCACAUGAGUAUGAACACACUGAGCUGCAGAAGGUGAACGAGGGUGAAAAGGUCUUUGAAGAAGAAGUAGUGGUCCAGAUCAAGGAAGAGACCCGCUUGGUGUCCAUCAUUGACCAGAUUGACAAGGCUGUGGCCAUCAUCCCCCGAGGUGCCCUCUUCAAGACUCCUUUCGGACCCACCCAUGUCAAUCGGACCUUUGAAGGACUGUCCUUGUCUGAGGCCAAGAAGCUCACUUCCUACUUCCACUUCAGAGAGCCUAUUGAGCUGAAGAAUAAGACCUUGCUUGAGAAGGCUGACCUGGACCCCUCCCUGGAUUUCAUGGACUCCUUGGAGCAUGACAUCCCCAAAGGGUCCUGGAGCAUCCAGAUGGAGAGAGGCAACGCGUUGGUGGUGCUGCGCAGCCUGCUCUGGCCGGGCCUCACCUUCUACCAUGCUCCCCGCACCAAGAACUAUGGCUACAUCUACGUGGGCACUGGUGAGAAGAACAUAGACUUGCCCUUCAUGCUGUAGGAUGGGGGCCAGCCUGGAUAUUUUUGUUUUCAUAAAUUUCAGUAAACUUGGCCUGUUUGUUCUGUCCUGCCUCCCCUCAUCUUCACAUCCAUCCGGUUCCAGGCUCUGAGGAGAGGCCCACAGAGCCAGAAAACCCAUCUCUAAAGCAAGUGGAAGAGGGCUGGAAUGAGAUACUAGGGCCAGGCGUGAUGGCUCACAUUUGUAAUCCCAGCACUUUUGGA
Messenger RNA from Propithecus coquereli (Coquerel's sifaka), 1114 nucleotides. RefSeq names its product radial spoke head 9 homolog (Chlamydomonas) (gene RSPH9). The coding region runs from base 63 to 893 and encodes 276 amino acids. Gene Ontology annotation, biological process: cilium movement involved in cell motility; motile cilium assembly; axoneme assembly. Gene Ontology annotation, cellular component: axoneme. The transcript is spliced from 5 exons. The record is from RefSeq and is a predicted model, not a curated record. Lineage: Eukaryota; Metazoa; Chordata; Mammalia; Primates; Indriidae.